CUCUCCGGAGGCAGGACAAACUAUUACUUCUUGAGACUCCUCCUCCUCGGUAUCUCCACCUCCUCACCAGUUUUUUAGUUUGUCCUGCCACGGAGGCAGCAAAUUCUCCUUCUCCUACAAUUUCAGCAUUAUCAAGUUGCGAGCUCUCUGGCCUUAUAUAAGAAUCAGAUUGAGCCCAACACUACAUCUCCUGUCAGCACCGGCAGGGAUAGAAUACAACGACUCAGGAUGGUUGAGCCCGUUAUAUGUGCGCUCCCCCUGUGACAGGCAUCAGACCAAGUUGAACCAGGUGGUUUUGGUUGAGCCCUAAGUGUGUGCUCCCCCCUGUGACAGGUAUCGUGCCAGGUUGAAUCUAUGGGUUGGCCGAACCUGAAAUAUGCGCUCCCCCUAGCACGCAUUGGUUGAGCCCUCUAGUGCGCUCCCAUACCUUUUUAGCCGAUGUUCGGCAUCAAAGGUUAACCGCUCCCUUUAUCACGAUUUAAGGUUGAGCCGAAUAGUAUACAACUGCGAGAGCAGGCAGAGGGGCAUCACAGGCGAGUUACUCGGCUCGCACUUCAUAAGGCAGGUGCGUUCCACAAGGACGCGCUGCGUUCCAGCGCAGCCUGGAUUGUUCGCGCCCUUAAUCUAAACGGCAUGGGUACGUUGGCGCGUCCGCACCACUUCCGGCGGCCAUUUUAGGCAGCAUCAGCGCACAUCAGACGCGCAAUUCUUACUCUCCCACAUAACGGUCGGCUCAGUUACUAUAUAACUCACGCAUGCACUCCGGCUCCCCAGUAAAUAAACUGGCACUAUGGCUUCAGCGGACGAAGACCUGGUCUCCUUAAUAGAGGAGAUUGAUCUACCGGAUAGGCAUCGCAAGCUAAAAACAAAGAUAAAGAAAGCCACCAAGGCUUCAACAAAACGUAAGGAUCGUUCUCGAUCAGUUUCCCCUGUGCAAUCUACGUUACAACCAUCAGGUUCAGCACCUGGUAAUAGUGGCACACUUACACCCACAAUACUGGUCCCUCAGGACUCCCAAUCACAGGUUCAUAUACCCUUACCGAUAUCUCCUAUGCAGCCUUCAGGUUCUACAUCAACGCCAGCACAACUUCAGGCACCCCCUGAUUUUUCGCAGUUCCUAUCAUGGUUUCAGUCUACCAUUCAGACCACACUAGACAAGGCGGUAAUAAAGCAGUCAGAUCGUACCCCUGUAAUGGGAGGAAAGAGGAAGCGUAAAAGGUCCCCUUCUCCUCCUUCUGAGGAUGACAUGGCAGACGCAUCUCCUACUUCCCCUAAGGAAUCUGACUCAUACUCCUCUACAGAGGAAGGGGCCAUAUCUGACUCACAGUCAUCAUCCUCAUCUGAGGAUAUUUCCAAGCAACCAGAAGAAGUUAAAGACCUGCUCAGAUACAUUUUCACUACUUUAGAGAUUAAAGAGGAACAAGUUUCCCUUUCUAAAGCAGAUAAGGUACUAGGGAAUUCCUCCAAGCGUCCAAGGUCAUUCCCAGUUUGUAGAUCCACUUCUAGGCUCAUUGAGACCGAAUGGGCACAGCCUGAUAAGAAAGUUAACAUACCACCAAAAUUUUUCAACAAUUAUCCUGUGCAGGAGGAAUUUAAGAUAUGGGAUAAAAUUCCCAAAGUUGACCCACCCAUUGUGAGGCUAUCUCGCCACACCAUGCUACCGGCGGAAGACGCAGGGUCACUAAGAGACCCCAUGGACAAAAAAAUGGACUAUGUCCUCAAAAAAGAUUUUCAAAGCGCAGCAGCCAUAUUAAGGCCAGCAGCAGCAGCGUCUACAGUAGCCAAGACAGCAAAGUAUUGGUGCCAAGAACUCAGCCAUUCACCACCUACCGACCCUGAAAAAUUUUUACAAGACAUCGACAAAAUUAAGUCAGCACUAACUUUCUUGGGAGAGGCCACUCUCGAUAUAACGAAACUCGCUGCUAGAGCAUCAGCAGCCUCAGUAGCAGCUCGGAGAGCCCUAUGGCUACGCCACUGGGCAGGCGACACAACUUCCAAGAAUAGACUCACAUCCUUAAAAUUUUCUGGGUCACAACUAUUCGGACCAGAGCUUAAACAAAUUAUUUCAGAGGUCACAGGAGGUAAGGGGGCUUUCCUCCCACAGGCCAAGCGACCACGUCGUGACUUCCAUAGAAGGAAUUAUCAUCAUCAAAAAUCAUGGUCGACCAACGGCAACAAGCAGUCAAGACCACCAAGACAACAAGGUCAAGGGCAGUCCAACAGGCGCUAUAGGUCGCCAUGGCAGCCCUCAUGGCAAAACCAACAAAAGUUUUCAAAGAAGCCCAUUUCAGCCAAGGGUCAGGAUUCCUGA
Messenger RNA from Xenopus laevis (African clawed frog), 2311 nucleotides. RefSeq names its product lamina-associated polypeptide 2, isoforms alpha/zeta-like. The coding region runs from base 791 to 2311 and encodes 506 amino acids. The record is from RefSeq and is a predicted model, not a curated record. NCBI's taxonomy places the organism in Eukaryota, Metazoa, Chordata, Amphibia, Anura, Pipidae. The transcript has a single exon.